Molecule: messenger RNA, 1050 nt
Organism: Lingula anatina
Lineage: Eukaryota; Metazoa; Brachiopoda; Lingulata; Lingulida; Lingulidae
Product: carboxylesterase 5A-like
Source: RefSeq, a predicted model, not a curated record
UGCUUCACGAAUACGGUCUCAUCGAAGACCCCAUGGAUCCUUUGGAUGUCCUUACCCGGGCCGUGCAACAGAGCACUGAUCUUCUCUAUGGAAUGCCAGCAGAGGAGUCGGCGAGACUGAACGAAGCUGGAGGUGCCACAACGUAUAAAUACACAUUAUCUAUUCGUCUUGGCUAUCCACCUUCUUACUUACCUAAAGCGACUUUUGUACGAGCUGAACAUUUUGAUACCCGCAUUCUGUAUUUUGGUGUGUUUGAACAGCACCCAGAGGUAUAUAACUUGACAGCUGAGGAAUUGGAACUUGGAAGAACCAUCAGGCGGUAUAUAGCUAACUUUGUAAAAAAUGGUGACCCAAAUGUAGGUGACCCGGUCAGCCUCCAAUGGCCGGAAUACACAGGGUCUUCCAGACAAUUCAUCAACCUGGACACGCCCACCACCGUGGAAACAUUCGAUAGGGAGCGCCAGUAUCUGUUUGCGACCGAGGUACUUCCGGCCAUAGUGAGAGUGGGUAAAGAAGCUGACGAGGCUCGAACACUUUCUUCUAAAGGAAAGAAAUGCAGGAACAAAGGUUCGAAAAUGGGUAAAUCUCCAAGGUCCAUGAUGGAUUAACAUAGUUACAUGAAUUUGUCGGCUCAAAUUAUACUUCUUAAUGACAAUGAGAAGAAACGUUUUCAAAUUAGACAAUUGCUAUUUUAUGGUAUACUUGUAGAUAUUUUAUAAGGUUUUUUCAUUUUGUUUUAUUAUGGGCUGUAACGUAAUUAUUAAGAGAGCCACAGUGCUUUUUGUACGUCUUUGUUUUAUGUGCAACCACUCCAUGACAACUUCUAAAUAAUAAACUCCUCAGAACAAUUCAGUUCACUUAUACGAUUUCUUAAGCAUUAACAAAAAAGUAAAACGGUUACGUUAUUGGACAGAUCAACGACAAAAUAAAAAACCAAACAAAAAAUAAUUUGAUUCCGAGGUCAAAAAGUACGAAAUACAAGUAGUGUAAAAUACUAGUACGUCAUUCCCAUACAUUUUUACACUAAACAAUUGUGUAAUUGAGAGAACA